ACUCUUAAAUAAAUAAAUAAAUAUUUUACAAGAUUAUCAUAAUUAUAAAUAAAAUUAUGAAAGCAUCAGUCACAAGUCAGGUGACUCAGAUGUCUCAUUCUCUCAGGACAAGCAAAAUCAAAACUACUGGCUAGUACUGAAUCUUUGGCAUCAUCAGAAUGCCACGUGCACCUCAUCCUCUCCCCCCCCUCCCCUCUCUCUCUCUCUCUGCCCUUUUAAUCCAACCAUUCUACAAGAUUUUAUACAUUUUUGAUACAAAAAAUCAGGAGUUUUGAUUCAUCCAAACAAACCCUAACCGGAAGUAAUGACUUAAAAACAAGAAAUAGACAUUAAAGUAAGUCACUUUCUAUCUUUCCUUUCAAGUUUUACUUUAUUGCCCGGUAAUAAACGAGGACUAAGACAAGGCCUUAGGCCAAUUAAUGAGCGUUGCGCUUUUGCAUUGGCGUUGUUCGUUGCUUCAUGCUCGGUGAACUGAAUGGUGAUAGCUCUCUCUUUUAGCUAACUUUUCUUUUAAGCCAAUUACAGUUUAACUUGUGUUUUAGCUUUGCGCGCCUUCCUGUUAAUAACAUUUCUCUUAGUUAUUUUGGGUUCAAGGUGCUCGACGAAAUGCCUGAACCAUGCUUUCGCUUACUAAGGUCCCAACCCAUUUCUUUGUUUCGCCUAAAAAUUUCUCUGAAUUGAACCGCCUUCUAAACCAUUCCUUUAUACCCUUUAAUAUUUUUGAAGGUAAUUCAAGAAACAAGAAACAAAAGCUUAUGUCUUUGCGCUUUGUUGAUGUUAAAGAAAGUGGUUCUUUAUUUCUUGAAUUGAAAAAGGAUUUUUGUUGGAGUAAUUGUAGUGGGUUUGUUAGGAAGUGUAAAAAGGAUUGGGAAGCUGAAAGUGAUUUUGCACUGGAAGCUGAGAUUUUGGAGUUUAUGAAGGAUUCUGAAAAACCUGAGGCCUUUCCAUGCAAGAAAGAUUUAGUUGAUGCUGGAAGGAUGGACCUUGUUGAGGCUAUUCUGAAGCAAGGAGGCUGGCUUACUUCUGGUUGGGACUUGAAUGAUGAUAAUGCAAAUGAGGAAGAUGAGGUAUUUUGUACUGAUGAUUUGCCUUCGGAUUUGAAAAGAGAUAAAGGAUUCAAGAACGAAGUGAGUCAGGAAAUGGUUUUAGGGAACAAUCAAGAACGGAGUCAUGAAGUUUCUUCCUAUAACGGUGGUUCAUAUGCUCCAGCUGCUUCCUGGUCUGGUAGAUCACUAGAAACAGAAGCUGAGGAUGAUUCUGGGAUUGAAGGUAUACUGAGUCGACUAGAGAAAGAAAGGAACAUGAAUUUUGGGUUUGGAUUGAGUGAGACAGGAGGAAGCACUCAUGUACAAGUUAAAGAUUUUGCACAUGGCUUGUUGGCUAAAAGCUCAAGGAAUAUGACACUUGCUGGCCUAGAAAGAAACAGUACACCUGCAUCAUCAAGCCCCGACAAUGACAAACUCAGUGAUCCAGAGGACAAGCUUGGUAACAGCAGAUCUCAAUCACAUAUUGAUGGUUUCAGACAUUCGCUUAAACCAGAUGCAUGGAGAAUGUGGAGCACUAAGAGGGCUGGGCUUUCAGAAAUGGAGUUUGAAGCUGAUGAAUUCAUCUGUCACGGAACUAGAACAGGAGGUGAAAUGGAUGCUUUAGGAGAUGAAAUACUACAGAAAAGUGAGGGUGCUACUGCAUCUUCAAAUGGACGGAAAGGAAACUGUUGUAGUGAAAGGGUUAAGUUCAAUGAUAUUCGAAGUCGCCUUCAGCAGUUGGAAUCAGAACUUUCCUCUGUACUUAGCACUUUAAAAUCUAACAGUGGCAAGAAUGCAUCCCAGCGAGUUGGCUCUUCUGAUGAUUUAGCAAAGCUCUCUGAUGCUUGGGAGUUCCAAGAAACUGAGAUCAUGAAAGCACAGGAUAGGCUACGGUCAAUACGAGCAAAGUUAGCAGUAUUAGAAGGGAAAAUGGCACUCGCAAUAAUUGAAUCACAAAAGAUAGUGGAGGAGAAACAGAAAAGGGUUGAUGAUGCUCAGAGAGCUUUACAACUUCUUCGUACUGCCUGCAUAGUUUGGACUAGUUCAGCAUCAGAGGUGCUCUUAGCUGGAUCUUUUGAUGGAUGGAACACCAAGAGAAAGAUGCAGAAGUCAAGCGGUGGUAUUUUUUCUGUAUGCAUGAAAUUGUAUCCAGGAAAAUACGAGAUCAAGUUUAUUGUUGAUGGUGAAUGGAAGGUUGAUCCUCUACGCCCCAUUGUUCGCAACGAUAGGUAUGAGAAUAAUGUACUCAUAAUCACGUAAUAAAUAAGACAUGCAAAUGGGGAGCAUGAGAAUAUCAUCCUAACUCCAAAGGUAUUGGAGAAACUCCUGUAACAAGAUUUUCUCCUUCCUUUUAACCCUCAUCUCUUGUAAACAGAUAGUGAUAGUGGUAGAUGAUUCUUUUAUUGGAGAGGAUUAGGAUUGUAGAAAACGUUGUGUAUUGCCUUUAUUUUAACACAUUCUUAUUCAAUGAUAUGUAUUUUACAUUUCGAUUCUCAUUAUUGAAAUAUAAAUGUAUUCAAAGUAAUCUUC
Ricinus communis (castor bean) is the source of this 2555-nucleotide messenger RNA. Its product is annotated as protein PTST homolog 2, chloroplastic. The record is from RefSeq and is a predicted model, not a curated record. Lineage: Eukaryota; Viridiplantae; Streptophyta; Magnoliopsida; Malpighiales; Euphorbiaceae. The coding region runs from base 618 to 2285 and encodes 555 amino acids. The transcript is spliced from 8 exons.